Fusarium falciforme is the source of this 1743-nucleotide messenger RNA. RefSeq lists its product as hypothetical. The record is from RefSeq and is a predicted model, not a curated record. The transcript is spliced from 3 exons. Lineage: Eukaryota; Fungi; Ascomycota; Sordariomycetes; Hypocreales; Nectriaceae. The coding region runs from base 1 to 1743 and encodes 580 amino acids.
AUGUCUUCGGACCAGUCGAAAGGGACGCUAUAUUCCGGCCGCGUCAACCCGCUGCCAGCAUCCCCCCAGUUUCAGACUGUCUUCACAUGGGAUACCGAUCAAUUCAAUGAAGGCAUUGACGCUAUAACUCUUGGUACUCUCGGUCGAUCGUGGAUCUGGUUCCAGCUUCUUAAUGAAAGCUCAAGUGCCGAGUUGCCACGCGAUGUGUCAAGGAUCGCACUCAUGCCUGGGGUUUGCGGGGAUGUUUCAAGUGCCACCACAAAUUGUUCCGAUUUAUGCAGCCGCCGCUCAGAUAUGUUCGGUUCAUGGAAGACGCUAUGGCAUUGUCUGACCCUUGCCUCACUGGCAAUAGCAGACACGUCGUUCCUGGGCCUCAACGACUCGUCUCAUGAACUCAUCCACGCAGCGCUACGCCAAUUAUCCAUCACUAGUGCUGCUGAUUUCCCUGGCGAGGUUGUGCUCAACAACACAUUUGAGUGUGCCCUGGCAAGCUGUAACUCCGGCAAGAAGGAGUGCAAAAUGAGGGAACUCGAUGCCAGCUACAUCGUGGAUGGUCGUGUCCAGUUGAAUGUCCUAGGCAUGUCCCUCUUGGAGUUAUGUGAAGGCCUUGAGGUUGAGAUCGAUGCUGAUAUAGCCGGGCCUGGAGUGGUCAUCUCAUACAUCUUCCAAGCAGCGAUGGCGGUAUAUGUAUGGGCGUUCAUAGCGCUACCCAGUAGCCGCUAUGUCCCAUCUGCCCUCAAACGCACAUUUUCUACUCUUUGGUUCAAAAUCCGAUCCUUCACUGGCCCCUUGCCGGCUUUACAAAGCCUGUGGUUAAACUUGAUUUAUGCCACAAGCACUUUCUUGGUCGAGUUCCAUGAAGCUCAGUGCUUCCUUGUCGCCAGCAUCGAGAUCGCGCUGCUCUAUGCUAAGUCCCGGAGCCUUCCCAGCGAGUCAGCCAAUUGGGGGAAUCUAGACCAAUUUAGAAACUUGAUUCAACUCGUUGGCGCUACAGGUGCUUGGUCUGUCAUCCUGACUCAAACAUCCUUGCGCCGGGCACGGCUUAAUUCCGUCUACAACCUGGCGCUAUCUACCGUUGCUCUGGUAUUGGCCACUGCGGCAGUUUCUAAAACCACUGAUCUGACUGCCGACGAGGCAUAUAGGUUGUUCAAAGGAUUAAAUCAUAUCUCAGAAUGCGGUGGCAACACUUCACUUCGAUCAUUUUGUGCCCAGCACGGGAGAUAUAUUCUGAGUCCAUUGCCGCCUGGAUACAUUUACCUUUGCGUCGUUUCAGUCAUCACUACUUGGCUGUACAUGUUUGUGGAUCUGGUGCCCAAGAUGGCUUGGGCAGACCAGAUGUAUCGGCGCCUCGCCCCAAGGCAGCGACGCACAUAUAGGAAAAUGAUGGGUGUCCUUGACUCCUUGGAUUACCUAUUAUUCCUGGGAUUCGACGGUUUCAUCAUUGGCUCGCUUUUGAACAGUCUAAUGUCACUCGGAGCUCUCCAAAGGAGAGUUGGUGCAGAUGAGUGGGGUAUUGGUCAAGUGAUCGCGGUACUAAUAUGGGCGCCGGUGUUAUCAAAGUACUUGUACUUGAUCAUAUUUGGCAUGGAGAAGGGAUUCCUCUAUCGACUCUCACACGCUUUCAUGGUGGUGAAGCGGCCUAGCGAAACCAAGAAGCAUGGUGAAGACAUUGCCACAGGUGACACACCUGAUUCUGACAAUGUCCCUCUGGCGCUUGCCCAUCGACACACGGCAGCAUGGUAA